Messenger RNA from Chrysoperla carnea, 647 nucleotides. RefSeq lists its product as uncharacterized. The coding region runs from base 152 to 502 and encodes 116 amino acids. Lineage: Eukaryota; Metazoa; Arthropoda; Insecta; Neuroptera; Chrysopidae. The transcript has 2 exons. The record is from RefSeq and is a predicted model, not a curated record.
CUUCAUAUAUAAGUUUUGUUUGUUCAUCGAAGCAUAGUUUCAUUGUUGUUAACAAUUAGUCGUGAAUUGUGAGCGGUUUAACCGUUAAUUAGGAAAAAAAACAGUGUGACUGUAUUUAUUUAUAAAGAUAAUCAAUUUAUACUACACAAAAAUGUCAAUCAAAACAACAAUAAUUGUUGCAAUCAUUAUUGGUACUGUAGCAUCAAAUGGUCAGUUAAUAAUUCAACAACCUGGUGCUCCCGUAGCAUUUGGUAUACCAACACAACAACAAUCAUUGGCACAUCGUGAUGUUUUAUUAAAUGCACAAAUGGAAGAACAGUUAACACCAGAACAACAUCGUAGUACAAAAUAUUAUAGUAAUCCAGCUAUUGCACAAGAAUUAGCAAAAGAAUCAUGGUUAACGAAUAAAGAAAUGCCAGUAUUUGAUCGAGCUGCUGAUCAUAUUGAUCGAUCACAAAUUUAUAAAAUUGUUAAGAGUGCUGGUUUUAUUAAUCGUCGAUAAAUUAUAUAGAAUAUUAAUUUAUUAGAUAUAUUUAAAUUAUUUUAGUCUUAGGUUAAUGUUAUUUAUAUGUUUUGUUAUGUGUGAAAAACCCGUAUUGUUAGCAAAAAAAAUCGCCAUUAAUUAAAUAAAUUAUUUCAAAAUUAAA